UUUCUUUCCUUCUCGCCUAUUCUUUCUUGGUAACAGUAAUAUUUGUAUCUUCAGCUGCCAGGCGCCGUUUCCUUUUACUCUCUCUUUCUCUCUCUUCCUUUUUCAAAAUCCAGUUUUUACUUACUCUGAUCAUGCCUCCAUAACCAAUUCUUUUUCCUUCUUCUUCUCACCCUGACACACCCACAUACGCAAAUUCAAAUUUCACUACCAAAAACAAUGUCACCCGUGCAGUUCGUUUCUUCCUCCUCUCAUCCUCCUCGUUGGCUUCAAGUCCUCCUCACCGAGAAGUUCUACAACGCUUGCAUAAUUCACGAGGAGGCAAAGAAGAACGAGAAGAACGUCUAUUGCUUGGAUUGUUGCAUCAGUCUCUGCCCUCACUGUUUGUCCCCUCACCGCUCUCAUAGACUCUUGCAGAUUAGAAGAUAUGUGUAUCAUGAUGUUAUAAGGUUGGAUGACGCUGCAAAAUUAAUUGACUGCACUUCAGUUCAAUCCUACACGACCAACAGUGCAAAAGUGGUAUUUUUAAACCAAAGGCCACAGGCAAGGAACUUCAGAGGCUCCGGCAAUUUCUGCAGCACCUGUGACAGAAGUCUGCAAGACCCAUACCACUUCUGCUCCCUUUCUUGCAAGAUCAACUAUCUGGUCAGAACUAAGGGUUCUCUCUCUGGUUACCUCUUCGAGUGCAACUACUUGCCGCUACCAGAAUGUGGGCUCGACGAUGGUCUGAUGACCCCUGACUCGGUUCUGGAACCGGCCGGUUCGGCCCGAACCUCGUCAGGCUCCGGAGGGUAUGGUGGGGUAGAUUGCAGGACCACCCUGGCUUGCACUGCCACCACCGAGAUUGUGAGGAAGAAAAGAACCGGCGGGUCUGGUUUCCGGCCACCAUGCCGACCAGCGUGUUCGCCUGUGUCGGAAAUCUCGGCGGGUCUGAUGAACCGGAGGAAAGGGAACCCUCAGAGGUCCCCGCUGUAUUGAAGGACUUGCGAGAGGGUGAGGAGGUUCUCUGAGAUGAAAAUGAAAAAACGGUCUCAUGAAAGAAAACAACUUUUUGGUAUUUUGCUAUUAUAAUUAUGAAUUAUUCUAAAUAUUACUAUGUGGGAUUGGGAAGAAAAACCUCCUAGUUUUGUAGAUUAUCA
Molecule: messenger RNA, 1136 nt
Organism: Vigna radiata var. radiata (mung bean)
Lineage: Eukaryota; Viridiplantae; Streptophyta; Magnoliopsida; Fabales; Fabaceae
Exons: 5
Coding region: 217-975 (252 amino acids)
Molecular function (GO): zinc ion binding
Source: RefSeq, a predicted model, not a curated record